Coprinopsis cinerea okayama7#130 is the source of this 1194-nucleotide messenger RNA. Its product is annotated as CMGC/SRPK protein kinase. Gene Ontology annotation, biological process: protein phosphorylation. The transcript is spliced from 4 exons. Gene Ontology annotation, molecular function: ATP binding; protein kinase activity. Bases 1 to 1194 code for a protein of 397 amino acids. The record is from RefSeq and is a predicted model, not a curated record. Lineage: Eukaryota; Fungi; Basidiomycota; Agaricomycetes; Agaricales; Psathyrellaceae.
AUGUCAAUCGUCAAUUGGAACUAUGUCCCUAAGCCACCUGAUCCAGAACCGGUCUCUGAUACCUUCCCUGAAGAACCCCUCGACCUCCCUGUCUCCUUCGGUGGAGGAUACUACUCUGGACAACUAGGCACUACCGUCUCCAGCAACCGCUACCUCAUCGUCCGAAAACUUGGCUAUGGUCCUCGAUCCUCAACAUGGCUCGUCAAAGAGAGUGGACGAGCGCAGUAUCACGCCCUCAAAGUCUUCAAAGCGUCAGCUUCUAAUCAACAGGAGGCGGACCGCUUCUACACCCUGGUCCGUGCAAUGUCAGCAAUGACGAUCGACCCAAACCCCCGUUUCAUGGGUUAUUUCUGGGAGGAGAGCUCGCAUGGACGCCAUUUGUGCUUCCUCAUGGCGCCUCACUGUGGGCUAUCGAUAGAGGACAUCAGGCAAGCGAAUACGGACGGGCGCUUGCCUGUGCACACCACACAGUACAUUCUCAGUGCCGUAGCCGGUACACUCCUCGAGCUGCAAGCCAAAGGAAAGAACAUCAUGCAUGGGUCGAUAGCAGCAGAGAACAUCGUUUUUGGUGCCUCGUCACACCCUCAACAUCUAGAUCCUCUCCUUACCAAACCCGAGAUUAUAUCAGUCAAGGGCACCGCAGUUGUGAGGUCUCAACCCAUACCCGCGAGGAACCCCCAGGUGGCAGACAGCAUGGAGACCAUGGUCCUUAAUUGGAGGCUCCUUUUAACGGAGUACAAAUAUGCCCAGAAGGGUCUCGCACUUACCCCAGAGCCUGAACAUGAUUACGGAUUUGCACCAGAGACGUUGCUAUCCACUCCUUCAUGUUCACCCAAGACGGACAUUUGGAUGCUAGGUGUCAUGCUUUUCAACCUUUUAACAGGCCGAGCCCUCCUUACAGCAACAGGAACAGCGGCAGAACGACUUGCAGAAAUGUGCGAGGUUCUCGAAGUUCAGAUUCCAGAGUCAUGGCUUCACGACAAGAACCUGAAGGAUUGCAGUCCUGAGAAACGAGGCCUUCAGAUCCUCGAAGGCCAUCUCGAGGCUGUUUUACCACAGGAUCAAGCAAAGAGUGUGUCAUCUCUUCUGAAGAGCUGCCUCCGUCUCGAUCCAGCGACACGUAUCUCGGCGGCCGAUCUUGUCGCUCAUGAGUGGAUUCGCGCGGUUCCCUUUUGCGAUUGCUUCGAGGUUUGA